Messenger RNA from Rhododendron vialii, 1672 nucleotides. Its product is annotated as pectin acetylesterase 8-like. Gene Ontology annotation, biological process: cell wall organization. The coding region runs from base 170 to 1438 and encodes 422 amino acids. Gene Ontology annotation, molecular function: pectin acetylesterase activity. The transcript has 13 exons. NCBI's taxonomy places the organism in Eukaryota, Viridiplantae, Streptophyta, Magnoliopsida, Ericales, Ericaceae. The record is from RefSeq and is a predicted model, not a curated record. Gene Ontology annotation, cellular component: plant-type cell wall.
UGAACCGGAUGGCCCCGUCGUCGUCUUCAAGGAUACAGCAAAGGUACCAAUGAACCGCCACCACAUGUUCGUCAAGAAACAGACCAGUGAUCUUCAACAUCCUAGUUCAGUUUCUGGGUUUGGAGAUCUCCAUCUCCAUGGAUCGGCCAAGUAAGCUCUGAUACCACUGAUGAUGAGAGAGAAGACAAUAUCUCACAAAUACUACAAAUCAAAUCACUGGAGAAUGGUAAGAAAGCUUGCUUGUGGAUUGGUCUUGAUAGCUUGUGGAUUGAUGUUGCUGAAAAAAACAGACGUUGGUGUAGUACUGAUCUUUCGGAAAAACUCAGAUGUCAAUGUUGGAAUAACUUACGUUUGGACUGCUGUUGCAAAAGGAGCUGUUUGUUUGGAUGGAAGUCCACCAGCAUACCACUUGGAUAAAGGUUUUGGAGCAGGGAGAAACAGAUGGUUGGUUCAUCAUGAGGGGGGUGGUUGGUGUAGCAAUAUGUCAACAUGCCUAUCCCGGAAGGACACUCGUUUGGGUUCGUCAAAGAAAAUGGAAAAGCUGCUUCCUUUCAUUGGGAUACUGAGCUCCCAACGAAAGUUUAAUCCAGAUUUCUAUAACUGGAAUAGGGUAUUGGUUAGGUACUGUGAUGGGGCAUCAUUUACGGGCGAUGUGGAAGAAGUCGAUCCAGAUACUAAUCUUCACUUUAGAGGUUCAAGAGUUUUUGUUGCUGUGAUGGAAGAAUUAUUAGCAAUGGGAAUGAAGAAGGCUCAAGAUGCGCUUCUCACAGGCUGUUCAGCUGGUGGGUUGACUGUCACAUUACACUGUGAUCAAUUCCGAGCGCUUCUACCUCGAGCUACAAAAGUAAAAUGUGUCACGGACGCUGCUUAUUUUGUCAAUGUGAAGGACAUUUCUGGAGCACGACACAUUGAAACCUACUACAACGACGUGGUUAAAACACACGGAUCAGCUAAUAAUUUGCCCCCAUCAUGCACUUCAAAAUGGAAGCCUGGUUUGUGUUUUUUCCAGCAAAACAUGGCAAAGCUAGUUCAGACUCCGCUUUUUGUGGUAAAUUCAGCCUAUGAUUCGUGGCAGAUACCGAACAUUUUGGCACCUGACACAGCUGAUCCAGACGGCAGAUGGCAUGACUGCAAGUUUAAUUUGACCAAAUGUUCAACUGAUCAGCUCAAGACCAUCCAAGAUUUCAGGUUGAUGUUUUUGGAUGCAUUGAAAGAACUAGGCAGUUCUUCAUCUAGGGGAAUUUUCAUAGACUCUUGCUAUGAACAUGACCAAAUUACUGUACAAGAAACCUGGCUCAGUGAUGACUCUCCGGCACUAGAUGGAACGAAACUGGCAAUGGCAGUUGGAGAUUGGUACAAUGACAAUUAUCCAUUCCAGAAAAUAGAUGAUUGCAGUUAUCCUUGCAAGAAUUGCCCCAGUUUUAAGCAUACUUUGUGACCAUCAGACUUUGUUUUCCCUUUUUUCCUCUGAGAUGUUUUUCUGGUUUCUGUAGGACUCUCAAGGCUAUGCCCUUGGUCCAUGUGUUCUUGGUUUCUUAGUCUUACCUUAUUUUAAAAAUAAAUAAAUAAAUGUGUCAAAGGGAUCUAAAUUCUAUUUGUAAUCAUAAGUUAGUCCAUUUGUAUGUAUGGCACGUGUAAUUACCACUUUAAUAGACCUUCAUAUCAUUGGUCC